Molecule: messenger RNA, 387 nt
Organism: Clunio marinus
Lineage: Eukaryota; Metazoa; Arthropoda; Insecta; Diptera; Chironomidae
Source: the annotation of a GenBank genome assembly
AUGAAAGAAAGAAAGAAAACACCACUACACGUGCAGAAGUCAUCAAUUCGAACUGUCGAGAUGAUAUUUGGGGUGGAGAGUUUUCCAUUUGUUGUAUCCAAAGCAGCAGAUUACACAUUCGAUGUCGAUACACAAUACACGCUGUCGAUAUUUUCCCUUCAUUUUAUUCUCAUACCAGCAUUAAUUUCACCUACACCUACACCAUCGCCACAUCGUUUGGAAAUACAAAAUCCUUUAUCCUACACUACAUUCGAUACGGUGUGGGUUGUGAGUCUCUUUCCGAUCCAAAUGACUACAGAGCUGUACAAAAAUGGAUUGAAAGGAAAGCGAAACGACAUCGACGGAAUGAGAUUGAUGAAAAUGAAAUGUUUCCAGCCCCAAGAUUAA